Sorex fumeus (smoky shrew) is the source of this 965-nucleotide messenger RNA. It is a transcript of the gene ASB12, whose product is annotated as ankyrin repeat and SOCS box containing 12. The transcript is spliced from 2 exons. Gene Ontology annotation, molecular function: protein binding. NCBI's taxonomy places the organism in Eukaryota, Metazoa, Chordata, Mammalia, Eulipotyphla, Soricidae. The record is from RefSeq and is a predicted model, not a curated record. Gene Ontology annotation, biological process: intracellular signal transduction.
ACAUAAUGAGAAUAGUUCUGCUCCAAUCAGUCAAGAUGAAUCUCAUGGACAUCAACAAGAUCUUCUCCCUUCUUCAGCCUGAUAAUGAGGAGGAGGAUACUGACACAGAGGAAAAGCUGGUUCUCAAUCAAGCAGUAUAUGACAAUGACUCCUAUACCUUGGACCAGCUUUUGCACCAGGAGCAUUACAAACUUUUCAUCAACAGUAGGAGUGGCUGGGGCAUUCCUGGGACACCUUUGCGUUUGGCAGCUUCUUAUGGUUACCUGAGCUGUUUGUAGGUCUUGCUGGCACAUGGUGCUGAUGUUGAUAGCUUGGAUGUCAAAGCACAGAUACCACUUUUUACUGCUGUCACUCAUGGUCAUCUGGAGUGUGUGUGUGUGCUUUUGGAAGCUGGUGCCUAUCCUGGUGGUAGCAUCCAAAACAACUGCUCUCCUGUUCUCACAGUUGCCCCUGAUGGUGCUUUUGACAUUCUUCAAGAAUUCCUGGGUCAUGGUGCAGAGGUCAAUGUCAAAGCUAAACUACAAGCUUUGACAUCAAACAUAGCUUCAUGUUCUGGUCCCCUCUAUUUGGCCACAGUCUAUGGUCACCUUGACUGUUUCCGACUUCUUUUAUUACAUGGAGCAGACCCUGACUACAACUGCACUGAUCAGAAUCUAUUGGCUCGUGUCUCACAAUCCCGCACACUCCUUGAAAUCUGCCUCCACUAUAAUUGUGAGCCAGAGUACAUCCAGUUGUUAAUUGAUUUUGGUCCUAAUAUCUACCUUCCAUCUCUCUCCCCCGAGCUGACCUUGCAAAACGAUAAAGGUACAGUAUUGCUGCUGCAGGCCUGAGCCUUUCCAAGGUCACUACUAUCACAGGCCCGUUUAAUUAUUCACAGAGCUUUCCUCCAGGCAAACCAGCCAUAUAACAUUGACCAGCUGGAUAUUCCUCCCGUAUUGAUUAACUAUCUCAAAUACCAACUAUAA